AUGUCGGUGAAGGUGAGGUUCCUCUCCUCCGGGGAUGUCGGAACCAUGGGCAGAAGCUCCUCCUUUGCUGGGUUCAGCAGCAUGCAAAGGAGGAAUAUUGUGAAGUCUCUCAACAGAAACUCGAUGAGAUCCAAGGUGCCCAUGAAAUCCUCCAAGAUCUAUGCCACGUUGCGUCGGGGGACCCCCUGCCUGGACCCCAAGCCUCAGCAAGUAAAGAGGAUAUUUGAAGCUUUGAAAAAAGGCCUUAAGGAAUAUCUCUGUGCCCAGCAGGCUGAGCUUGAUUACUUAUCUGGCCGUCACAAAGACAUCAGAAGAAACUCCAGACUGGCAUUCUACUAUGAUUUGGAUAAACAAACACGCUCCGUGGAAAGGCACAUUCGGAAGAUGGAAUUCCACAUCAGCAAGGUGGAGGAGCUCUAUGAAGGUUACUGUAUCCAGUGGCGGCUUCGAGAUGGUGCCUCCAACAUGCAGCAGGCCUUUUCUCUGUCUCCCUUGACGAAGGCUUCCCGGGAGAGCCUGGUGGAGCUGUACAGAAACCUCCAGGAGUGCACUGAGGACAUGUGCUUGAUUGAAGGGGCCCUGGAGGUGCACCUGGGGGAAUUUCACGUGAAGAUGAAAGGGCUGGUGGGGUAUGCACGGAUCUGUCCAGGAGAUCAAUAUGAGGUAUUCAUUCGCCUGGGUCGACAGAGGUGGAAGCUUAAGGGCAAGAUUGAGACUGAUAACAGCCAGACCUGGGAUGAGGAAGAGAAAGUGUUCAUCCCCAUCCUCCAUGAGCACUUUGAAAUCAAGGUCAUAGAGCUUCGGGGCCUGUCCACAUUGCUGGUUGGUACAGUGACCUGUCAACUUGAGGACUUCUUCACUACUCGGCCCCAGAUCAUUGUUGUGGACAUCACAGAACUGGGAACCAUUAAGUUACAGCUGGAAGUUAUCUGGAACCCAUUUGACACGGAGAGCUUCUUGGUGUCCCCUGGAAUCAGCAAAUUUUCUGUGGGUAGCAGAAAAGGCUCUUUGUAUAACUGGACACCUCCAAGUACCCCCAGCUUCAGGGAAAAAUAUUAUCUUUCUCUUUUCCAGCAGCCACCGCAGGGCCACCUUAGCCGGAGGAACAGCACCCUGACCCGCUCCUUAUGGAGCUACCUGUCCGAGAGCGACCUGGGGAUGCCUCUGGAGGAGAAGAGCCCGGAGAGGCCCGAGACCACGGAGGCCGACUCUUUCAGCUCAGACGACCCCCGGGAGACGGAGACCGGGACCUCGGCUUCUACCUCAGAGGCUGGGUUCCCCCACUUCGGGCUGGGCCCCGGCGUUACCCUAGAAGAGGAGCAGCAGGCGUCCUCCGCUCCAUGCUUGGACGAGGCCUCGAUCCCUCUGAUGCCCGGGGCCUGGCACCAAGAGCAAGGCAGCCCCCUGGACUUCGGUGCCGGAGACCCAAAGAAGCUGCCCGGCCCCCCGCUCCCGGAGGAGAGAGCAGGGAAAGGGAAGCCCGAGGACGGGACAGACGGCCACAGCCAGUCUGCCGAGAAACCCCUGCAGGAGGUUUUAGAUUUAUUGAAGGCGAUGGAGCCUGGGCAGACACAGCUCCAGGAGCUGGAGGACCAGGUGCUCUGCUUCAGGGACCGAUUAAAGCCGAAGGCCAGUAACCAGGAGCAUUCAUCCAUGGAGAGUCUGAUGGAGACCAUACUGGAAAGUUUUGACUUUUUAAAUGCUGACCUCAACUCAGAUGAGCUUUCCCUGUUUGGCAGCAGCCAGGCCCACAGCAUAAAUAAUGAUGGGACUUCUCAGUCUCUUAAAGCACCAACCAAAGACCUCACAGCAGGAAUUCAUGAGCUUGAUGUGCUCUUGGUGGUUCAUCUCCAUGUCUGCAAAGCUCUUUUACAGAAACUGAUGUGCCCCAACUUGUCGAGACUGGUCCAGGAGACCCUUCUGAAAGAAGUAUCACAGCAAAAAGAGAUUCUGGAGAAGCUGUCUGUUCUCGAUGUGGAGAAGGUCAGGAACGCUACGUCUGCUGAUGAGCUUAUUCCCCAAGCCAAGAAGAAGAAGCAGCAUCUGAAGAUGUGGAAUGACUGUACUGAGCCAGGAGGGAUCCUAGUCUGCUCAGCAAAAGCAUUUCGAAAUCAACUAAAAAAAAUGUUUCUGCACAAAAUUAAAGGGAAAUACCCUGGACAACUUGAGAUAGUGUGUCACAGGUUGCUGGAACAGGUGGUCACCUGCAACGGGCUGCUUUCCUCUGAGGGCCUCUUAGAAGAACUCAUCACUUGGUUCCAGUUUCAGAGAUACUUAGAAAAGCAGAAUGUUAUCGAUCUGGAAAAACACUUUGCCCAACUCACCAAAGAAGUCACCCUCCUUGAAGACCUACAGUGUGCAGGACGCCUGAAGAAGAUAAAGAAGCUGAAGGGAAAGAGACUGAGAGAGCUCCAGCCACUUCCCCAGACCUUAAAGACCUGGGCCCUGAUGCAGCUAGAUGACAACUACCGGGUACGCAAAGUGGCCAUCGCUCGGCUUUCUGGCGCAGCUGGAAACAGGAGUUUUCGGGAAAAGGCCCUCCUUUUCUACACUAGUGCUCUCUCAGACAGUGACGCAAAACUUCAACAAGCAUCAUGUUUGGCUCUAAAAUAUCUCAAAGGAAUGGAAAGUAUUGAUCAGAUUGCAAGUUUAUGUCAGUCUGACUUGGAAGAUGUGAGGACAGCAGCCCGGGAGACAACACUAUCAUUUGGUGAAAAAGGACGUUUGGCUUUUGAGAAGAUGGACAGAAUUUGCUCUGAAGUCAGAGAAACUUUAUGCCAGGAGGCAGAUGUUGAAAUUACAAUAUUUUAAACAGCCCUGUAGGUCAAGCUCAGAUUCUGAAUCUGUUCUUCCAUUGCCUUGGCACAAGAUGAUUCAGUAUUGGCCCUGGUGGGCAGUUGGCAUCUGGUUGUUGCAGUAUAAACUCAAGGAAGAGUCUAGGAAUAGAUAACUCCUGCUUCUUGGAAGAAUAUGGCUAGUGACAAACAAAAACUGAAGCCCAAGAGGUUAUAUUUUGACCAGGAAUAAAGAAAAAUUAGUGGACACAUGUGGUCCACACCCUUUGGUCAAGAUCCCAAAUGACCUUUCCCAGAAUCUCUAUUAGCAUGAGACUAGAAAGGGUGCCUCUGACCCAGCUACAGCAAAGCCAAAGCCCCAGAUCCCAAGACCAGAAGGGCAGUACAGUGAAAAGCAGAGAAGAUAGUGGUAAAUCAUUAGGUGCUGAGCUUAAAGUCUUUCAAGUCUGGUUUACUAACAAAGGAGGAAGAAUAAUAUAGUCUAGGGAGGAAGGUAGUUAACAUGACCUUGACAAGCAAAGAGUUGUGGGAGAUAGGGUGUGUACGUAUUGGUAUAAUUGGGGAUGGUAGAAACGUCUGUCUUGAUAGAGCAAUUUGAAAUCGAAAAACACAAAAUUCAUUCCUAAGGAUGUUUGACUGCUUUCUUUUCUGCUUAAGUUCUGGAGUGGAAUCUUGAUUGCAAUAGUUAGAUUAUUUAUAAAGCAUAUUUUUGCCAUAUUCAGUUAAUACCAUUAAGGAUACCAGGCUGAGAGGAAGGAAAAAAAAACCUGAGAGAAAGCCUCAAGCUUAACUUCCAUAAAACAAUUCUGGUAGGGGUCAAUGAGGCCAUUAGUUGAAUUGGUUUUAGGUUGGUUGGUUGCCUUUAUAGAGGUAGCAUAGGCUUCUUGAAGAAAGUCAAAGAUAGAAAACUUUUCCUACUGAAAUUGUCCCCUCCCCCCCACGCAGAUAUAAUGAUCCAGAUAUGAUGCCUAUGAAUAAUGUUUAUUGAUAAAAGUCUCUGAGGAACAGAGACCCUCGGAUAGGUCUGUAACAGAAGUGUUAAGUAACCUCAGUUAAUCUCACUGUAUAUACUUUGUGAUGUUAGUUUCAUUGGAUAUUUAUUUUUGUGACUUUACAUAUUCAGUUCUGUAAAGUUUUAAUAAAAAAAGCAGAAG
Gracilinanus agilis (Agile Gracile Mouse Opossum) is the source of this 3949-nucleotide messenger RNA. It is a transcript of the gene RIPOR3, whose product is annotated as RIPOR family member 3. The record is from RefSeq and is a predicted model, not a curated record. NCBI's taxonomy places the organism in Eukaryota, Metazoa, Chordata, Mammalia, Didelphimorphia, Didelphidae. Bases 1 to 2811 code for a protein of 936 amino acids. The transcript has 21 exons.